UAAGGGCGCGGCGGCGAGCGGCGGGCAGGCAGAGCGAAGAUGGAGAUCGCGGCGGCCGUCGGCUUCGUCAGCCGCUUGCUCCGCAACACCGGGCUCGUCAGCCCGGCGCAGCUCCAGGUCUUCGGCCGCUCGUUGCAGGACGCGCUGGCCGAGCACUACAGACAUCACUGGUUCCCAGACAAGCCGUGCAAAGGGUCGGGUUACCGCUGCAUCCGAAUAAAUCACAAAAUGGACCCGUUGAUUGGGAAGGCCGCCAGCAGAAUAGGGCUCAGCAGUCAGCAGCUCUACAGACUCCUGCCCAGUGAGCUGACCCUCUGGGUCGACCCAUACGAGGUCUCUUACCGCAUCGGUGAAGAUGGCUCCAUUUGUGUUCUUUAUGAAGCGACACCAGCCAAUAACCUUGGAAUGCUAACUUGUAAAGAUGAGUUGAACCUGGGGCGCACAAGUCCUCCCAAAAACUACUGGAUGACCGUUUCGAGCUGAAGCACUGCUGUAACUGAACAAUAUAUACCUUAAGUGGAUUUUUUUUUAAAGUUCUGUGGCUUAAAUCAUUGGAUCUUAUCAACCUGCAUAAGCAGAACUUGGUGUCUGGUAUGACUUAACAGUUAUCUGAAAAGGGAUUUUCCAAGGGAGUAUCAAGUGGGCUGUAAUCUAAUUAUGAAACUAUUUUAACAAUAGCUUCAUAACUGGGUUUUCAUGGCUACUUUAGCUGAGUAAAUGUAACUAAGGUUGGCACCUAAUUAAACUUUAUUCUGAUAAUUCAACGUUGAGCGUUGGAAACUUGAUAAAGCACUGAAAAAACACUUUAAUCCUAUUUGACUUUUUCACAAACAUGGUGUAUUGAUCAAAAACGAGUUUGGUUUUUAAAAUUGUAUCACUUUACAAGUCUGACUCUAGUAAGUUGUUUUUUGGGAACUUGCUAACAGUGCACACAUCAGACUUGUAAAGAGAUUCAUUGUUUUGUCAUGAACCCAUUUUAAAACAUGUUUUGCAUAUCCCAUGUUUAAGGGGACACUGCCUUUUGGACUAAACUGUGAAUGAUUUCCAGUAGCUUGUAAUACCAACAGGAUUUUGUAUAAUGCUGUUUAAAAUGAGCUUGAGGAAAAAUCCCUUUGGUAGCAUAUUGUGGAUCUAUUCUGGUCGAUGUACAUAAGUUGAGUCUAAGCUAUGUGAAUGGAAACUGUUGUACAUUUUUAAGUAUUGUACAGCUGUAUUGGAGAAAUUGUACAGUUUUCUAAGUUUUAAUUAAAGUAUACUUUUGCUUGGAAA
Pristis pectinata (smalltooth sawfish) is the source of this 1269-nucleotide messenger RNA. Its product is annotated as protein BTG1-like. The record is from RefSeq and is a predicted model, not a curated record. Gene Ontology annotation, cellular component: nucleus; cytoplasm. Lineage: Eukaryota; Metazoa; Chordata; Chondrichthyes; Rhinopristiformes; Pristidae. The transcript has 2 exons. Gene Ontology annotation, biological process: negative regulation of cell population proliferation; negative regulation of mitotic cell cycle. Bases 40 to 483 code for a protein of 147 amino acids.